GUCCUUCCAGUUUCCAAUCUGGAACUGAAGGUAGUGAGGACAGGGGGCACCUGGCCGUGUGGGGAGCGGUGGCCCCAAGUCCCCCUUCCUGACAAAUUGAAGUAGAUAUGAGACUAGAGUUGGGGCAAGGAGUGCCAUCUGCUCAAACACCCUGCACUCCCCACCCAAACACCCACUCUUCUCGGCUCCUCCUAGUUAUGCUCGCUCACAUCCUCCCUGACAGGCCCUGGGGUCACGUCCCCCCUCCCCCACAGCUCCCUCAGGUGCCAGCUGUGCCUGUGAGGAGGUAGGAGAAGGCUGUAUGGUGAUCAAACACUGAGGUUUAAAGGACUUGGGGUUUCUCUUUCCAAGGGAGUGAAGUGUGAAGUGAGACAAGGCGGAUCCUGAGCCUUGUCUCACUUGGUCUUCAGACACUGCUCUGGCCCCAGGGCCAGUCUCAGGGCACCUGCAGCCUUCCCUCCCCACCCCCUUCCUGAGGGGACAGCUUUCCCAGGCCCUCAGCCUCCUGGGACCGCAGUGUCAGACAGGAAGGUCCCUUAGAGAGCACCCGCAUUACAGAGGAGGACACGAGACCCAGAGGCUGCGCGGGCCUUGCUCGGAAUCACGCGGCAAGUUAGUGCUAGAACGCAGCCAGGCUCCGUCCCCCAGCUGGGACCCCAGCCCCUGCUCUUAGGUUUCUGCCAAGAGGCUAGGCAGGGCAGAGAAACAGAAUCCCCAUGGGUUGUCUAGCUCCCUGUGGCAGCUCUCAGAGGGAGCUGGUAGGAGCCCAGAGACUCAAAUAAAAAAGGAGAAGACGCCACAUUCCUCCCAGGACUCGGAAAGUCCACCCAGAGUGGGAAGCGGAUGGAAAGGCUGGCCUUGCCCCUGACUCCACUUCUCAGACUGAUGGGGGGAGGCGGCUGCUGACUUGCUCUUAGUCCCAACCAGGGAAUGAACAGUUCUCCAGAACCCCAGGAUUUAACCAAGUGUACGAGUCAAGUCCUUGCUCAUCUCCAUGCAAGAGGGAGGCCCCUCUGGGAGCUGCAUUAACUCUUUCAGGCCCUCACUCUACCUGGUCGGGAGCACUGUCAACGGGGCCAAGCUCACGGCUCCAUCCUGCAGCGUAUUCAGCACCCUGCUGGCUGGAGCGGGGAACGGGUGGCGUUCAGGGCAGAGCCAGACUCCCAGGCGGCCAUAGGAGGCACUCAGUCUGGAGAAGAGCUCCUCGGUCCUUCUCCAUCUCCGGCCAGACUCUCCCCACAGUGGGUUGAAGCUCCUCUCUUCUGCUCCCCACCUCCACCUGGGUCGCCCACCAUGGGAACCCCCACCAGGAGGAGGCCAUUCCUGCUGCUGCUGGCUGCUGCGGCCCUUUUCUCCUCUCCAGCUUGGAGCUCAGCGCAGACACCCCCGGCCACCUUUGGGCCUGUAUUUGAGGACCAGCCCCUCGGCCUGCUAUUCCCAGAGGAGUCCACAGAGGAGAAGGUGACGCUGGCAUGCCGUGCCCGGGCCAGCCCCCCGGCCACCUACAGGUGGAAGAUGAAUGGCACCGAGAUGAAGCUGGAACCAGGUUCCCGUCACCAGCUGAUGGGGGGCAACCUCGUCAUCAUGAACCCCACCAAGGCACAGGAUGCUGGCAUCUACCAGUGCCUGGCCUCCAACCCAGUGGGCACUGUCGUCAGCAGGGAGGCCAUCCUCCGCUUCGGCUUCCUGCAGGAAUUCUCCAAGGAGGAGCGAGACCCGGUGAAAACUCCUGAAGGCUGGGGGGUGAUGUUGCCCUGUAACCCACCUGCCCACUACCCAGGUUUGUCCUACCGCUGGCUCCUCAACGAGUUCCCCAACUUCAUCCCAACGGACGGGCGUCACUUCGUGUCCCAGACCACAGGGAACCUGUACAUUGCCCGGACCAAUGCCUCAGACCUGGGCAACUACUCCUGCCUGGCCACCAGCCACAUGGACUUCUCCACCAAAAGUGUCUUCAGCAAGUUUGCUCAGCUCAACCUGGCUGCCGAGGAUACCCGGCUCUUUGCACCCAGCAUCAAGGCCCGGUUCCCAGCAGAGACCUAUGCACUGGUGGGGCAGCAGGUCACCCUGGAGUGCUUCGCCUUUGGAAACCCCGUCCCCCGGAUCAAGUGGCGCAAAGUGGACGGCUCCUUGUCCCCUCAGUGGGCCACAGCCGAGCCCACCCUGCAGAUCCCCAGCGUCAGUUUCGAGGACGAGGGCACCUACGAGUGUGAGGCCGAGAACUCCAAGGGCCGUGACACCGUCCAGGGCCGCAUCAUCGUGCAAGCUCAGCCUGAGUGGCUGAAGGUGAUCUCGGACACGGAGGCCGACAUCGGCUCCAACCUACGUUGGGGCUGUGCAGCUGCCGGCAAGCCCCGGCCCACGGUGCGCUGGCUGCGCAACGGGGAGCCUUUGGCCUCCCAGAACCGGGUGGAGGUGUUGGCCGGAGAUCUACGGUUCUCCAAGCUGAGCCUGGAGGACUCAGGCAUGUACCAGUGUGUGGCAGAGAACAAGCAUGGCACCAUCUAUGCCAGCGCUGAGCUGGCUGUGCAAGCACUGCCUCCUGAUUUCAGGCUGAAUCCCGUAAGGCGCCUGAUCCCCGCGGCUCGGGGCGGGGAGAUCGUUAUCCCCUGUCAGCCCCGGGCAGCUCCAAAGGCCGUGGUGCUCUGGAGCAAAGGCACUGAGAUUCUGGUCAACGGCAGCAGGGUGACUGUAACUCCUGAUGGCACAUUGAUCAUAAGAAACAUCAGUCGGUCAGAUGAAGGCAAAUACACCUGCUUUGCUGAGAAUUUCAUGGGCAAAGCCAACAGCACUGGCAUCCUAUCCGUGCGAGAUGCAACCAAGAUCACUCUGGCCCCCUCGAGUGCUGACAUCAACUUGGGUGAUAACCUGACCUUGCAGUGCCAUGCCUCCCACGACCCCACCAUGGACCUCACCUUCACCUGGACCCUGGAUGACUUCCCCAUCGACUUCGACAAGCCCGGGGGACACUACCGGAGGGCCAGUGUGAAAGAGACAGUUGGGGAUUUGACCAUCCUGAAUGCUCAGCUGCGCCACGGUGGAAAGUACAUGUGUGUGGCCCAGACGGUGGUUGACAGUGCUUCCAAGGAGGCCACAGUCCUGGUCCGAGGUCCACCAGGUCCCCCAGGAGGUGUGGUGGUGAGGGACAUUGGCGACACCACUGUCCAGCUCAGCUGGAGCCGUGGCUUCGACAACCACAGCCCCAUUGCCAAGUACACCCUGCAAGCUCGCACGCCUCCUGCAGGAAAGUGGAAGCAGGUUCGGACCAAGCCCGCCAACAUCGAGGGUAACGCCGAGACUGCACAGGUGCUGGGCCUCACACCCUGGAUGGACUAUGAGUUCCGGGUUUCGGCCAGCAACAUCCUGGGCACUGGGGAGCCCAGUGGGCCCUCCAGCAAAAUCCGGACCAAGGAAGCAGCCCCCUCAGUGGCUCCCUCAGGACUCAGCGGAGGAGGUGGAGCCCCUGGAGAACUCAUCAUCACCUGGACACCCGUGUCACGGGAGUACCAGAACGGAGACGGCUUCGGCUACCUGCUGUCCUUCCGCAGGCAGGGCAGCACCCACUGGCAGACUGCCCGGGUGCCCGGCGCCGACGCCCUGCACUUCGUCUACAGCAAUGAGAGCGUCAGGCCCUAUACACCCUUUGAGGUCAAGAUCCGCAGCUACAACCGCCGCGGGGAGGGGCCCGAGAGCCUCACUGCGCUCGUGUACUCGGCCGAGGAAGAGCCCAGGGUGGCCCCCAUCAAGGUUUGGGCCAAGGGUGUCUCAUCCUCAGAGAUGAACGUGACCUGGGAACCAGUGCAGCAGGACACGAGUGGUGUCCUCCUGGGGUACGAGAUCCGCUACUGGAAAGCCGGGGACAAGGAAGCAGCUGCUGACCGAGUGAGGACGGCAGGGCUGGACACCAGUGCCCGAGUCACUGGCCUGCACCCCUAUACCAAGUACCACGUGACCGUGCGGGCCUACAACCGAGCUGGCACCGGGCCUGCCAGCCCCCCUGCCAACACCACGACCAUGAAGCCCCCUCCACGGCAACCUCCCGGCAACAUCUCCUGGACUUUCUCGAGCUCCAGUCUUAGCAUUAAGUGGGACCCGGUGGUCCCUCUCCGAAAUGAGUCUGCAGUCACGGGCUAUAAGAUGCUAUACCAGAAUGACCUGCACCCGACUCCCAUGCUCCACCUCACCAGCAAGAACUGGAUAGAAAUCGCAGUACCUGAAGACUUCGGGCACGCCCUGGUGCAGAUUCGGACCACAGGGCCCGGAGGGGACGGGGUCCCGACAGAAGUCCACAUCGUGAGGAAUGGAGGCACAAGCAUGAUGGUGGAGAACACAGCAGCCUGCCCGACCGCACAUCCUGGCUCCCUCCUCUCCUACUCGGUGGCGAUGCUGCCCGUCAUAGGCUACCUUGAGCUCUGAUCCAGGCCCCCUCCCUCUCCGCCAGAGCUGGACACCCACCGCCGAUGGACACAGCCAGCUGGCCCCACACUGUGCCCAAGAGUGGUUGGUUUUAAACACCUACUUUAAACAGUGCCCUUUUUGUAGGAGGUAGGAUAUUUCAGAUUCUGCCACAGGUCAGAACCCAUGCAAGGAUUUUUUCCUUUAAAUCAAGAGGCAACAGGCAGUAACUUCCAUGAGAGUGCUGAACUCAACACCUGGGCCUUCUAGGGUGCCUGGGUUGAAGGAACGGACCCAUGGGAAGGGGAUUUCUAAACAUGUACCUUUGAAUCAGCAGAGGUGGUACUGUGGGAGCACAUGGGGAUCCUGCCUCUCAAAGCAGAGUCCUGGGCCCGAUGGAAAUGCUGUAUAUGAACAGACUGAAGAAGCUGGACGAAGCAAAACACGCAUUAAUGGGCCUCAGUCUAAGGCAAGGGUGAGCCCCAGCACCAAGGACCCUCCUAUUUGCCCCUCUUGAGGAGUGGCACGGCUGGACCCUGACAUUAUCCUUGAUGACUCCCUGGAGGCCCCUGCCACCUGCCCAGGCUGCUAAGAACCUGUGCCCUCUUGCCUGAGGCCAGGAGCUGAGGCCUUCUCAGCUAUAGAAGGAUGAUACCCCAGACUGCUAGGGUGGUGGUGAAAAACGGUUGAGAGAGGUUGGGAUGCCUGGUGGAAAGGGGCACUAGCCUUGGCCUGAGGCACAGUCACAAUCCAGGUGGUGGCCCUCUCAGCCAACACUGCCAAAUGGACCCUGUCACUCCAAGUGACAGAAGCCACUCCAGGUGGCUGGACAUCUAAAGGGCUCUCUGUCUCAGGGAGGUCCCCAUUCCACCAAGGCAUAUCCUGCACGGCUCCUCUAAGGGCUUGGGCAGCAAGUAGAGGAGGGCCAGGGACAGCCUAUCAUGUUUCUCACCCUCUUCCUUCAGUUCUGCCUGUGGACCUGCGGCAACCUCCCACCACCACCUGCAGGCCAGGGCCUCCACUCUCCCUACUGACCCACUCAAGUCUGGGAGAACAAUGGUGCAUUCUUUGUAUCCUGAAAUGGGAGCCUUCUGAGUAGGCCAGAGGAUAGAUGUAGCCCUCUCUGCUCCCCCCUGGCACUCCCCAGGCUGCCUCAGACUACUCUUUUAACAGGGACCACCCUUUCCAUUUCCCCAGGAAAAAAAGGGGUUAAUAAACGGGACAUGGUAUCUUGAGCUCCAGGUAUAUUACCAGUCACAGUAUGUCAGAGCUAAAAGAGGCCUUAGAGCUCAACUCGCCCAAGCCCCUCACUGCACAGAUGAGGAAACUGAGGUCCAGAGAGGGUUAGGGAGUUCCCAAGGCCACAGAGACUGUCAGCGAUGUGGCUGGGAUAAGAAUUGGAGAUCCCUACCUUCUUGUUCAAGGCUCUUUGCCCAUCUAUCCAGAGGAAGGAGGCAGAAGCUGCUCCGAUUGGGCAGUGCCCAGUGGCUAUGGACUGGUGAAGAAGGUGGUCACAGCAGUGGGGUAUGAAAAUUCUGCCUCAAGGUGUUCGGGUUGGUGAUCUUGGGGAUCCGCAGUGACUGGGUUCCAGGAGAUUCCAGGAGACAUGCUGUCCUUCUCUGCCUCAGUCCAGCCUUGGCUGUGACAUCAAUAUGCAUUGCUGGUUUGAAGAGCCCUGUCCCCUUUACGCCAGCUCCAAAAAGAGGCCAAAGCAAGGACAGGGAUCUCCCAAUCCAGGCAGCAGUGGCAGCAUGGCCAGGAAACCCCAAAGCUGGUGGCCCUUCUCAUGGGGUAGCAGCAGGACAGCAUCUUGUAGGGACUGUGCCCUCUGAGGCUCCCUGAGCCUGUUUUCUGUAGUUUACAGUUAGAGCUCUAUUUUGUUACAGUUUUUUAAACUUUUGGGUCCUGCUCUAUUUUUCUGGGCAGGAUUAUGUUAAUGUUUACCCACUACGAACUUUUAAUAACGUAGGUUGACACCUCUUCUUUCUGCUGCCACCUAUAUCCCUCACUCUUCCAAGCCCAAGACUGCUUCCUUGCAGCCAAUCCCAUCAAAUCCUCCUUUCUUGCUCCCAUCCCCUCACAUGCAAGGUGCUGAGGUUCAGCCAUGUGAUCAUUCUCCCACCAAAGGGACCCCAAACUCAGCCCAGCAUCCCUCCUUGUUCCUCCACUGGCUGGGACUUGGCCUGUGCCCAGCUCUCCAUCAGAAAGGGGCUGGUGGAGGAAAGAUGUGUCCUUCUUCCAAGGUUUAGCCGGUUCUUGCCUCACAGUCUAGGGCUGCAGCAGGGGAGCAAGGUGUCUAGGUGCUGGGCCAAGGGAAAUGAGCUGGUUUAGCAGAGCACCUAACCCUGUACAGCGGGAGGCUGUAGCCCUUAAGCUUGCUUGAAACAAACAAAAAAGCUAACAACUAAGUAUCUUCGUUCUGAUGAGAUCCAAUGGAAAAGGGGAGGAAGGCAGACCUACCGAGAAAUCCAGGAAGGGUGUUUAACUUGGAAAACUAAGCUCCAGGAAAAUCAAACCACUGUGCAGGGAAUUUAUUUGGGGGACACAGAUGUGUACUAAAAGAGAUGACACUCCAAAUGGGAUUUCUGUUCAAUUACUGAUUAAAGUUGAAUCAGGUAAUAGGUGACUUGAGAUAUGCAAGCUUUUAAAACAGAAUAGCUUCUUGUUAGGAUAGCUUGUACAUGAGCUUGCUUGGAGUUAGAAGACGAGAUUAAAUGGCUUUUCCAGAGUCCCUUCCUGCCCAAGGAUCCUCUGAUUUUCUUCUCUGGUCAGAUGGCUCCCUCCUGUUGUGGUCUCUCAUUCUGGAUUCUCUAGCCCUCACACACCAAGCUGCUUUCCCCAGCAAUUGCAGCUAUACCGGAAGAGGUGAGGGGGAAAGCCACAAACAAAUACUUUACCACCCAGCUUAGUGGCCAUGAAGUGCCUUGAGGACUAGGGACAGAGACAGCCUCUUCAGGGCAGGGAGACAAAGCACUCUCCAUUCUGCGCAUAUUUAGGCUCAACCUACAGGGCCCCUUGCCCCUUGCCUUGGCGACUCAGUCCUUAUCACUCUAACAGUCCAGAUGUGCAUCCCUUCUCUCAGGCAGGAGGGCAGCUCUCUCCAGAUUGAGUCUCAGAACCCAACAAGGUCAGGUUACUCUACUUUCAUUCAGGGUAUCAAAUGAUACAGAUGGUUCCAGAGAACAGGAGGGUCGUGGAGAGGUGGUCUUUUUUUUCUCUCCAUAAAGUAACAACUGGAGAGACUGGGUUAGAUAUCAGAAGAAAUUUCUGCCACGAGACCCUGGAAUGAGGAAGAACCUUAUUUCUUUUUUAGGGACCUUGGAGGAAUUUUGAUGGCUGUUGGUCAGGGGUCUAGGUUAAAUGAAGUCGUGACUGGAGGGGUGGGGAGAGGCCCUAAGUAUCCUUCCAGAGCUGAGAUUCUAAGAAUUAAAAUGUGUUCAGCACGGAAAGAGUCUUGGGAGGAGUCUUGGGAGAUCGUAUCUGCUACAGCCCCUGCAUUGUCAGGGAAGUGGCUGGGGGGAAACAGCCACAGAGCGGGAGGGCUUCCCCAGCCAUUCUCAUUACAACCCAGCACAAACUGCCUCUUGGUAAUCCCAACAGCCAGCUAACAUGUCCCUGACUGCAAGAACCCAAGACAGGUUUAAUUCCCUGUAGUCUCUUCCCCAGCUACUACUACAUGUUCCUCAUGUCAGAGGGAUGGCAGUACCUCACAUCUAUGUUCACUGGCUCAGGUGUGAUGCCUCAUUUCCCUGGUCAGACCUAACCUGAGCUUCACCCUGGGCACAAGAGAUUGCCAGAGGCUCCUGGAGUGGCGUGAGAGGGAUUAGAUGGGCAUUUUCCCAGGGAUCUCAAGAAGCUCUGUGGAAACAGGUGCCUGGUGGCUGAGGGGGUGCCCAAUGAACAUGAACAUAUGGUCCUAAGGCUUUGGGAAGGCUGGACAGUAAAAGGAAACCGGAGGGGGAAAAUGAGUCAGAUAACUUUGCCUAGAGUCCCAGAAGGCCUUAGGACAUAAGGCACUUAACAUCCUUGGAUGGGGUCCACCAUGCCUUGGCCCCCAGACUCCUCCAGCUUUCCCAUCCUAUCUAGGACCCACAUUGCUCAGAGAAGCUCACAGCUGGGCAAGAGCUAGGGCAUCAUCAGACCACUGACUUGACUCAAUUUUUGUUAAAAUGGAUCCUCUCACACUGACGUAGUUUGUCUCUUGUACCUCUUGUAAUGGUAGUUAUUUAUUGACUCUUGUAGCAGGCAGUUCUUAAAUAAAGAUGGAUUUUCAACCCGUUGAA
This is a messenger RNA of Choloepus didactylus (southern two-toed sloth), 8678 nucleotides long. It is a transcript of the gene CNTN2, whose product is annotated as contactin 2. Gene Ontology annotation, biological process: brain development; cell-cell adhesion. The coding region runs from base 1294 to 4416 and encodes 1040 amino acids. Gene Ontology annotation, molecular function: cell-cell adhesion mediator activity. The record is from RefSeq and is a predicted model, not a curated record. NCBI's taxonomy places the organism in Eukaryota, Metazoa, Chordata, Mammalia, Pilosa, Megalonychidae. The transcript is spliced from 24 exons.